Molecule: messenger RNA, 1614 nt
Organism: Haliotis rufescens (red abalone)
Lineage: Eukaryota; Metazoa; Mollusca; Gastropoda; Lepetellida; Haliotidae
Exons: 2
Coding region: 1-1614 (537 amino acids)
Source: RefSeq, a predicted model, not a curated record
AUGGCUGAAGAGCAAGCACAACCUGUUACUCAAGCUACAUUUCAAGGCAAUAUUCCCCCACCUCCAAGACUUGAAUUAAAGGGAAAUCUUGCACAGAACUGGAAAAGAUGGAGACAAAUCUGGGACUCUUUUGAAGUUAUGGCCAGAAUUGAUGCAAAUGACCAUAAAUACAGACUUGCUUCUUUCAUAACCUACAUAGGUCCAGAAGCUCUUGAUAUCUAUAAUGGCUUACCUUAUGAGUCUGAGGAGGACAAGGAGAACAUGGAUACAGUGUUAACUCUCAUGGAAAGGCACUGUCUAGGUGAAACUAACGUCAUAUAUGAAAGAUACAUCUUCAACCAAAGAUCACAAAUGGAAGAGAGACUGAUGACUAUAGAUACCUGUGAAGAAUCUGUCAACUGUGUUGUAGGAAAAUACCCUACUAAAAUCUUCACAACACUUGAAGUGAACUCUCAACCAGUACGAUUUCAGGUAGAUUGCGGGGCUACCUGUAAUGUGAUCUCUAAAAAGUAUCUCCCAGAGGAUACUGACAUGCAGGAUACGUUGGUUAACCUGAAGAUGUACAAUGGGUCCAAGCUUACUACAAUGGGAACUGCUAAUCUCCAUUUACGCAAUCCCAAGAACUCUAAAAAGUAUCAUGGCAAGUUUGUUGUGAUAGCUGAGGACAGAACACCACUGAUUGGAUCCCGCUCUGCUCAACAAAUGAACUUUAUGAAAGUGCUCCACGAAAAUAUUCAUGAAGUUUCUGAAGAGAAACCUCCGUCUGAGAAAGUCACAUCCUCAACUGGUCUUACAAAAGAGGACAUACUGAAGACAUACCCAGACAUCUUUAGCGAUGAACUUGGAACUUUUGAAGGAACUCAAAAGCUAGAAAUUGAUCCAAGUAUAACGCCUGUCAAACAGCCACUCAGGAGAAUUCCACAUGCUCUCAAGCAAGACCUCAAGACAGAACUCGAACGUCUAGAAAAACGUGGUGUAAUUACUCCAGUUGAUACACCUACAGACUGGGUCUCUAGUCUCUUGAUCGUUAAGAAGCCCUCAGGUCGUCUACGCCUAUGCAUAGAUCCUAAACCUCUCAAUAAAGCUCUCAAAAGAUGUCACUAUCCAUUGCCUGUAAUGGAAGAUAUACUGCCAGAUAUUGCAGAAGCCAAGGUGUUCUCUAAAUGUGACUUGAAAGAUGGUUUCUGGCAUAUCGUACUUGAUGAGGACUCUAGUUAUCUCACAACCUUUGGAACUCCAUUUGGACGCUAUCGGUGGCUCAGACUUCCUUUUGGUGUUUCCCCUGCACCAGAGAUAUUCCAGCAGAGAAUCGAUCAGCUUCUCCAAGAUCUGCCUGGAGUAUUCAGGAUAGCAGAUGAUAUAUUGAUCAUUGGUGAAGGCUCUACCAAGGAAGAAGGAAUAGCAAACCAUGACAAACGGUUUGUGCAAUUCAUGAUACGAUGCCGAGAGAAAGGUAUUCGACUCAACUCAGACAAACUUGAUCUGAAAAGGUCAGAAGUCUCUUACAUUGGUCAUCUUCUAACAGAUCAUGGACUCAAACCUGACCCUAGAAAAGUGAAAGCAAUCCUUCAAAUGCCUACACCUACACAGAUGUUCAAGGUGUCCAACGUGUGA